Drepanopeziza brunnea f. sp. 'multigermtubi' MB_m1 is the source of this 1473-nucleotide messenger RNA. RefSeq lists its product as uncharacterized. Gene Ontology annotation, molecular function: oxysterol binding. NCBI's taxonomy places the organism in Eukaryota, Fungi, Ascomycota, Leotiomycetes, Helotiales, Drepanopezizaceae. Gene Ontology annotation, cellular component: cytosol; membrane; intracellular membrane-bounded organelle. The record is from RefSeq and is a predicted model, not a curated record.
AUGACCCUUCCAAGCACUUGGUAUCACGUGAUUCAGGCACAUGGGUUGAUCGCCGUCGUCGUCGUCGUCACCUGUGGGCCAACGCCCCUGCCCAACCUUGUUUACAUGUACGACAUCCUUUCUUCCUACCGCAUCCCAAGUUCUACUUCCGACCCGUAUCUCCCCAGCACGCACGAUCCAGCAGCACAGCACAGCACAGCUCCUGCGAGCAACCGUUAUAGCAGAAGCUUCCCCGUCAAGCAACCCCCCCAAUUCAACCCUCCCCAUACGAAGAUGUCUUCCGGUGAGAAAGAAGCAGGCGGCGUCUCUGCGCAGAACAAAGGCUCAUGGAGUGCAUUCUUGAAGUCUAUUGCUUCGUUCUCUGGCGACCUCUCGUCCCUGACAGCUCCUCCUUUCAUCCUUUCCUCGACGUCCCUCGUUGAGUUCUCGAGUUACUGGGCCGAGCAUCCCUCCACCUUCGUCGCCCCCGCCAAGGAAAAGGACCCUCAGAAGCGCGCGCUGCUGGUCCUGAAGUGGUUCUUGAGCACACUCAAGCAGCAGUAUGCCAGUCGCAGCGAGAAGUUUGGCAACGAGAAGAAGCCCUUGAACCCUUUUUUGGGAGAGCUGUUCCUGGGCAAGUGGGUGGAUUCUGCUGGGACUACGGAGUUGAUAUCUGAGCAAGUCAGUCACCAUCCUCCAGCCACCGCAUACCACAUCUCGAACAAGGAACACGGCGUCUACCUCCAAGGCUACAACGCCCAGAAGGCCUCUUUCGCACGCACAAUAUACGUCAAGCAAAUCGGGCACGCCGUAUUAUCGAUACCAGCCUUCAAUGAAACCUAUCUCAUAAGCCUGCCAAACUUGCACAUCGAAGGUCUUAUCUUCGGGUCUCCUUUCGUUGAAUUGAACGACAAGUCGUACAUCACUAGUAGUUCAGGAUACACCGCCAAGAUCGACUACAGCGGGAAGGGAUGGCUGUCAGGCAAGAAGAAUAGCUUCACGGCUAUGCUAUACCCGACGGGUAAGGAGAAGGAGGUGUUGUAUACCGUAGCGGGCCAGUGGACGAAAUCUUUCGACAUCAUGGAGGGGAAGAAAAACGUCAUCGAUACUUAUAACGCGGAGACAUCCCCCACGACCCCCCUGACAAUUGCUCCUAUUGAGGCGCAAGACCCGAUGGAAUCUCGCAAGGCAUGGCAGAAAGUUGCGGCUGGAAUUGCUGUGGGUGAUAUGGAUACGACGGGCGUAGAGAAGACAAAGAUUGAGGAGUCGCAGCGUGAACUUAGACGGCAGGAGGCAGCUGAGGGGAGGCAGUGGAUGAGACGUUACUUUACAAAGCAGGAUUCAGAUGAGGUGCUGAAUACGCUGGGUCCGGCUAUCGGGUUGUCGCCGGAACCUGAUAAGACAGGUGGGAUUUGGCGUUUUGAUGAGGCGAAGGCCAAGGCGGUGCAGAGUCAGGCUGCUGGUUCGGUGCCUGCACCUGCGCCAGCAAAGUGA